UAAAAAGGGCAGUAACGCCGAUAACUGUCGGCGGCCGCGGUUGACUGUUUCUAGUUUAGUUUGUUCAUAUAUAUGAACAUCCACAAUAAAACAUGGAGGAUCCCUGCGGAAUGGUAAAGGAGAAUAAGAAAAGCAACGUCGAGGGGUAUGAGGUGCGGGGGGAGGUGCGCCAGCGACUGCUGCUUGAGCUGCUGCUGGACUUCGCGCGCAACUCCUCGCUGCACGGCCCGCGGUACCUCACCGCGAGGGGGCUCCACUUGAUUGAGAGAUUAUUUUGGGGCAUCAUAUUCGUAACGAGUGUGUGUCUGUGUGUGUGGGCGAUGAGCAACGUGUGGUUCAAGUGGAAGACCAGCCCCAUCAUCAUCUCCGUCAACGAACAGCUCUCAUCUAUCACCGAGGUUUCGUUCCCGGCGGUGACCGUCUGCCCACAGACGAAAGUUAAUCAGAAAUAUUUCAACUACACCAAACAUUAUAUUACAUUCAAAAAAUUUAUACAUGAACAACAAAGUAAUAAUAUAAAAAUUACUGAAAAAGAAUUAAGAAACAAAGGACACGCUUUUAUGGAACAGAAUCCUUUUGUGCGUGAACUGGGAAACAUCUUCAAUCUUGCCAGCGAAUCUUCUGACGCAGAUUUGUUUAGAUACAUUCGCCCACCUUUAGAUCAUAAUGCGGUGUUACAUAUGAUAAAGGCAGCGCCCAAAAUAGAAGAUGUCUUGUUCUAUGGAACAUGGCAGGACAUGGGCCAUGAUAGAAGUGCUUACUUUACUCCAGUUCUUAUGGAGUCGGGCCUUUGCUUCACAUUCAACACCCUGGCAGCUAACGAAAUAUUCCAUAUCGACCAUCUCCAUAAGAAUUAUUCAUUUUUGAAUACGUUUAUACCGCGGCGGGGUUGGUCACCUGAGCGUGGCUAUUUCAGCUCUGGACCUGACACCUAUCCCAGGAGGGGACGAACAGGUCAGAAACCAGAUUUAUUUUUCAUUUUGAAAGAAGAAUUGGACAGCGAUUUUAUUUGCAAAGGCACUUUCUCGGGUUUUAAGGUGUACCUGCAUCACCCGGCGGAUUUGCCGCAAUCUUCGCGCAGCUACUACGCGGUGCAGGAUGACGAUGCCGCCUACUUCUCCAUCAAAGUUAACCUCGUGACAACCUCCAAUACGCUGAUUAACUAUUCACCACACAUUCGCCAGUGUUACUUCCCUACCGAGAGGACGCUGCACUUUUUCAAGAUGUAUACUCAGAACAACUGCCGGCUGGAGUGCCUGGCCAACCACACCCUGACGAGCUGCGGCUGUGUGGAGUACUACAUGCCGCGUAAUCAAAGUACACUCAUGUGCAUAUCCAGCGACGAAUUGCAUUGUCUCUACAAGACAUUCGUUGCGUAUUCAGCAAUGGACGACGGAUUUGGUAACAGUAACCACAGCUUGUGCCAGUGCCUGCCUUUGUGCCACAGUGUACAAUACGAGGCAGAGGUAGUAAGGACAAGUGAAGACGUCGCCCGUUAUAAGGCCAUGCGCCUGGCUUUCAACGAGAUUUACAAUGUGUCUAAACCUUAUGUGAAGAGCACAAGAACGUACACUCCGAUAAAAAUGUACUUCAAGGAGUCGCGAUUCGUGUCGCUGCGGCGCUCGGAGCUGUUCGGGGCGACGGACUUCUUGGCCAAUUGCGGUGGGCUGCUGGGGCUCUUUCUAGGGUUCUCCUUCCUCAGUCUCGUUGAGCUGCUGUAUUUCUUUACGUUGAGGUUAGGCUGUAUGUUUAGAAGACAAUCAAAAGCACCAGAAUGAAGACCGCUGAUCAU
This is a messenger RNA of Cydia fagiglandana, 1792 nucleotides long. Its product is annotated as pickpocket protein 28-like. Gene Ontology annotation, biological process: sodium ion transmembrane transport. The transcript is spliced from 14 exons. The coding region runs from base 93 to 1778 and encodes 561 amino acids. Gene Ontology annotation, cellular component: plasma membrane. Gene Ontology annotation, molecular function: ligand-gated sodium channel activity. The record is from RefSeq and is a predicted model, not a curated record. Lineage: Eukaryota; Metazoa; Arthropoda; Insecta; Lepidoptera; Tortricidae.